AUGGGCAAACGAAUCGGCCUGUUGACCUCUGGCGGCGACGCCCCCGGCAUGAACGGCGUCGUCCGGGCGGUGGUGCGGAUGGCCAUCCACUGCGACUGCGAGGCGUACGGCAUCUAUGAAGGCUACGAGGGCCUCGUCCAGGGCGGCGACAUGAUCCGCCAGCUGUACUGGGAGGAUGUACGCGGCUGGCUGCUGCGCGGAGGCACGCUGAUCGGCUCUGCGCGCUGCGCAGCGUUCCGCGAGCGCGCCGGGCGCCUGGCCGCGGCGCGCAACCUGAUCCUCAAUGGCAUCGACGCCCUGGUGGUGUGCGGCGGCGACGGUAGCCUGACGGGGGCAGACGUGUUUCGGGCGGAAUGGACGGGCCUGCUGGAUGAGCUGGUGGCGACGGGGACGCUGACGGCGGAGCAGGUGGCGCCGUACGCGACGCUGAACAUCGUCGGCCUGCUGGGCUCGAUCGACAACGACUUCUCGGGCACCGACGCGACGAUCGGGUGCUACUCGGCGCUGACGCGCAUCUGCGAGGCGAUCGACGACGUCUUCGACACGGCGACCUCGCACCGCCGCGGGUUCGUCGUCGAGGUGAUGGGCCGAUACUGCGGCUGGCUGGCCCUGAUGGCCGCCAUCAGCACCGCCGCCGACUGGCUGUUCAUCCCGGAGAUGCCGCCGCGCGACGGCUGGGAGGAGGACAUGUGCUCGAUCAUCACGAAGAACCGCGACCGGGGCAAGCGGCGCACCAUCGUCAUCGUGGCCGAGGGCGCCCAGGACCGCAACCUCAACCACAUCGCCUCGGCCAAGAUCAAGGACAUCCUCACCGACCGGCUGCAUCUCGACACGCGCGUCUCCGUGCUGGGCCACAUCCAGCGCGGGGGACCCCCCUGUGCGUAUGAUCGCUGGCUGUCGACUCUGCAGGGCGUCAAGGCCGUCGAGGCCCUGCUGGCGCUGACGCCCGACACACCCUCGCCCGUGGUGACCAUCCGCGAGAACACCAUCGGCGUCUCGUCGCUGGCCGAGACGGUCAAGCUGACGCAGGAGACCGCCGCCAGCAUCGACGCCAAGCAGUUCGACCGUGCCAUGACCCUGCGCGACUCCGAGUUCCUCGACUACCACCGCGGGUACCGCCAUCUGACCACCGCCGACCACCCCAAGAUGCUGCUGCCGGACAGCCAGCGCAUGCGCAUCGCCAUCAUCCACGUCGGCGCCCCCGCGGGCGGCAUGAACCCGGCCACGCGCGCCGCCGUCGCCUACUGCCUGACCAAGGGCCACACGCCCAUCGCCAUCCACAACGGGUUCCCCGGUCUGUGUCGCCAUCACGCCGACAAGCCCGUCGGCUCCGUGCGCGAGGUGAAGUGGCUCGAGGCCGACAACUGGGUCAACGAGGGCGGCUCCGAGCUGGGUACAAACGUCGGCCUGCCCUCCGAGGAUAUGCCGACCACGGCACACUGUUUCGAGCUCUACCGCUUCGACGCCCUGUUCCUCAUCGGCGGCUUCGAGGCCUUCACGGCUCUGAGCCAGCUGCGCAUGGCGCGCGACCGCUUCCCGGCCUUCCGCAUCCCGCUCGUCCUGCUCCCCGCCGCCAUGUCCAACAACGUCCCCGGAACAGAGUACUCGCUGGGGAGCGAUACCAGCCUCAACGCGCUGGUCUCCUUCUGUGAUGUGGUGCGCCAGUCUGCCAGCUCGUCGCGCCGCUGCGCCUUUGUGGUGGAAGCCCAGGGCGGGAAAUCGGGGUAUCUGGCCACCACCACCGCGUUAGCCAUCGGCGCCGUCACGGUCUACACGCCCGAGCAGGGGAUCAGUAUCCAGCGCCUCACCACGGACAUCACGUACCUGCGGCAGAACUUUGCGCUGGACCACGGCGCCAGUCGCGCGGGGAAAGUCAUUGUGCGUAACGAACGCGCCUCCGCCACGUACAGCACGGCGGUCAUCGCGCAGAUGAUCAACGACGAAGCCCACGGCCGCUUCGAAGCGCAGGGUGUUGUUCCCGGUCAUUUCCAACAGGGCGGCAAACCCUCGCCUAUCGAUCGGAUCCGCGCGUUCCGGCUCGCGAUCAGAUGCAUCGACCAUCUUGAGACCUUUGCGGGUAAAUCACACCAGGAGAUCGUCGACGAUGACCUCUCCGCGGCGGUGAUCGGCAUCAAGGGCUCGCAUGUCCUUCUCUCGCCCAUGGGUGGGCCGGCGGGCGUCGAGGCCACAGAGACGGACUGGGAGGGUCGGCGGCCAAAGCAUGAGCCCUGGCUCGCUCAUCGGAAGCUCGUGGAUAUCCUUUCCGGUCGCGCGGCCGUCGAGACGGGCUUGAACGGCGAUCGCGAGGGCUGGGGAUGUUAUGAUAGUGGGAAUAGUUCGUCGAACUGA
Molecule: messenger RNA, 2349 nt
Organism: Penicilliopsis zonata CBS 506.65
Lineage: Eukaryota; Fungi; Ascomycota; Eurotiomycetes; Eurotiales; Aspergillaceae
Exons: 1
Coding region: 1-2349 (782 amino acids)
Biological process (GO): fructose 6-phosphate metabolic process; canonical glycolysis; fructose 1,6-bisphosphate metabolic process
Cellular component (GO): 6-phosphofructokinase complex; cytoplasm; mitochondrion
Molecular function (GO): ATP binding; identical protein binding; AMP binding
Source: RefSeq, a predicted model, not a curated record